UAUUUACGUAGAAAAAACCCACCACAACAACUUGUUGGCACAGCUCUGUUUGAAGUUGGUUCCCCUGUUCUCUUUGUCAAACCUCAAACACCAAUCAUCAAACCUCGGAUUUCUCAUCCGUGUUUGCUGUGCAGAAUUUAGAUCAAGAAUUUUCUCUCACUCCCAUCAUCCUUGUUAUCAACAACCAAAGAUUAUCACCCGGUGAUCAUGGCUAUACCUGAAGAUGUUCUGGUGCAGAUUCUGCUAUGGCUGCCUGUCGUUUCUCUACUGCGAUUCAAGUGCGUCUCUAAAUCCUGGUACGCUCUCAUUACCCACCAAAACUUCACAGAAAAGCACCUCCUCCGCAACCUCUCCACCCCCAACAACAACAACAACAACAACACCGCCCGUUUUCUCGCUCACCGGCGCGACAAAACCACCGGUGAUUACGUUGUCUCCAGCCUUUCUUAUGAACCACUCCAAGUCCUUCCUUCGACACAACAACCUCUACCGCCGCCGUAUUCCGGGAUCGACAAGAAGGUGGAGGUUUUCGUGGUGGGCUCUUGCAACGGUGUCGUUUGUCUGUACGACAACUAUGAUUUGAAUAUUGUUCUCUGGAACCCUGCAACCAAAGAAACAAAGGUUGUUCCCAAAUCAACCCUCCCCCGCUUCCCUGCUUUCUUCCAAGCCAGCACCAAUGGCAUUGGAUUUGGGUUUGAUGCCAGAACCAACGACUACAAGAUAAUCAAGCUUCUUUGUCUCUCUGAUCCCGACCCCAAAUUGUCGUAUUUUCAGAUUGAUUUCAUAGACCAAAACGAGAUUUAUAGCUUGAGCACCAAUUCUUGGAGAAAGGUGGACAACCCCCCCUGCAUAAUUUUUGAUGGGUUUAAAGGUAUGAAGGCAUACACAAAUGGGAUUGCUUCUUGGUGGGGAUUAUGUGGGUGGGAGAGUAUUUUGUCGUUUGACAUGAGCAGUGAGGCAUUUCUAGCAACACCGCUGCCAAAUGAAAGAAUCAUAGGGCGAAAGAGUGAAAAUUGGAGAGAGUUUUUUGUGAUGAAUGAAAAGGUUGCUCUGGCUGUUGGUGUGUUGAAUGAAGAUCAGCUGGAGAUUGGGUUUGAUGUGUGGUUGUUGAAUGAAUAUGGUGUGAAGGAGUCUUGGGCUAAGCUCUUCACUCUUGGACCUUUUACAGGAAUCAGAAAACCAUUGGGAUUUUGGAAGAAUGAGAUUGCAUUGUUCUUGGAAAGUAGUGGUGGACGGCUGGUCGUGUAUGAUUCCUCUACCAAAGAAAUGGUUGAUCUUCAAAUUGAUGGAGAGCCAUUGUCGUUGCAGGUGAUUACUUAUAUGGAGACCCUGGUCUCUGUCAAGGGAGGAAAUCAGGAAAUGGGAUUUGAAAAGCAGGACACACUUACAUGGAUGCCUUAAGAGUUUUAUUUAUUGUUAUCAAAUGAUGCCUCUCUUAUAUAUAAACCUUAUCCCUGUAAAUUUUCUAUUAUAAAGGAACCCAUAAGAAUAAAUAAGGGUCCAAGGACAUCAAUCUGAUUUGUAGC
Molecule: messenger RNA, 1526 nt
Organism: Corylus avellana
Lineage: Eukaryota; Viridiplantae; Streptophyta; Magnoliopsida; Fagales; Betulaceae
Product: F-box/kelch-repeat protein At3g06240
Molecular function (GO): protein binding
Source: RefSeq, a predicted model, not a curated record